Messenger RNA from Solanum dulcamara, 579 nucleotides. Its product is annotated as photosystem I subunit O. The transcript is spliced from 4 exons. The record is from RefSeq and is a predicted model, not a curated record. The coding region runs from base 76 to 513 and encodes 145 amino acids. Lineage: Eukaryota; Viridiplantae; Streptophyta; Magnoliopsida; Solanales; Solanaceae.
ACAGAAAUCAUCACUUAUUUGUAUACACUCUUUAUUAUUCCUAGCAACAGAAUACUAUUCUCUCAGAGAAGAAGAAUGGCAGCAACAAUUUCCAGUGUUGUAGGCUUAGCUAACUCAUCUCUUUCUGGAUUUUCUUCUCCAAAAAAGCCUCGCCUCACCUCAGACUUCGUGAGAUCAUCCGUGAGUGCAAGAAACCCUUUAAGGGUAGCAAAAGCUUCAGGAGGCAGAGUUACAUGUUUUCAAAGGGACUGGCUGAGGAGAGACUUGAAUGUGAUUGGAUUUGGUCUGAUUGGAUGGUUGGCUCCUUCAAGCAUUCCAGUAAUCAAUGGGAAGAGUCUUACUGGCCUUUUCUUUGAAAGCAUUGGCACUGAACUCUCUCAUUUCCCCACUGGACCUGCUCUCACUUCUCAAUUCUGGCUAUGGAUGGUGUGCUGGCACUUGGGGUUGUUCCUAUGCCUGACUUUUGGACAAAUUGGAUUCAAGGGACGGACCGAGGACUAUUUCUCUAAGUAGAACAUUAUUUUUCUUCUGCAAAUUUCCUUGUAUAAAUUAUAUAAAUAAGCUACUUCAUUUUCUGCA